GACUGGGUCUAGUGAGCCCGUGAGACAAUUAGCACAGCGUACGUCUGAAAGGUGCAUGCGUAAUUUUCAAAAUGGCGGAACUAAGUGCAUACAGAGAUCAACAUUUUAAGGGAACUCGACAGCAAUUAGAGAGACUUCUAGAGACUAGYACCACGUUAUACGUUGGUAAUUUAUCAUUUUACACUUCAGAGGAACAGAUUUAUGAACUCUUCUCUCGAGCUGGUGAUUUAAAAAGGAUAAUUAUGGGAUUGGAUAAAAUCAGAAAGACGCCGUGUGGAUUUUGCUUUAUAGAAUAUUAUACUCGUGAUGAUGCGCACAAUGCUAUUAGGUAUAUUAAUGGAACUCGACUGGAUAAUCGCAUCAUUAGAACAGACUUUGACCAAGGUUUUACAGAAGGAAGGCAGUAUGGCAGAGGAAAAUCUGGAGGACAGGUACGUGAUGAAUAUCGUGAAGGAUAUGAUCCUGGUCGUGGUGGUUUUGGAAAACAAGGGACAGCUGCAAUCUCUAAUCCACCUGUAUCUUACACAAAACGAUGAUCAUUUAGGAAAUUUAGUAUAACUUUUGUGAUCUUCCACUUAUGUCUACAUCCUAUGUUAAUAAUGAAUAUUUAGAAGACCAAGUUUAAUAAAAAAAACAUUUUAGCAAUCUCUUUUACAGUGUACACUGUGUUAGACUCAAAACCAUGUAAUAUACAUUAUUAUUUUAUUCAGUAACAGUCCGUGCAAAUGCACAAGAUCUGUCAGUAUAGAAUACGAAGAAUACAAUAAAAAUGUUUUGAAAUCUCA
Exaiptasia diaphana is the source of this 785-nucleotide messenger RNA. Its product is annotated as nuclear cap-binding protein subunit 2. Gene Ontology annotation, molecular function: RNA cap binding. Gene Ontology annotation, biological process: mRNA cis splicing, via spliceosome. The transcript has 4 exons. NCBI's taxonomy places the organism in Eukaryota, Metazoa, Cnidaria, Anthozoa, Actiniaria, Aiptasiidae. Gene Ontology annotation, cellular component: nuclear cap binding complex. The coding region runs from base 72 to 536 and encodes 154 amino acids. The record is from RefSeq and is a predicted model, not a curated record.